This is a messenger RNA of Bolinopsis microptera, 1930 nucleotides long. RefSeq lists its product as uncharacterized. The transcript is spliced from 7 exons. The record is from RefSeq and is a predicted model, not a curated record. Bases 1 to 1836 code for a protein of 611 amino acids. Lineage: Eukaryota; Metazoa; Ctenophora; Tentaculata; Lobata; Bolinopsidae.
AUGUCAAACCAAACCACCCCUAAUGUUACCCCGAAAGAGGAUCCUGAUGAAACAAAUGCCUUAUCUUCUUGUGCUUGUUCUGAACCAGAAGUAGCAGCCUCACAGUCAAUAAAGACUGAGGAGGAGAAAGAGGAGGCAACACCAGAGUCCCUGGUAUUUGAACCUAUCCCAGAGUUCUGGGAGGAAUUACACGACCUCCAGCCUGUAGGUUCAAAACUGGAAACACCCACAACUGCACCCUCAGUCUCUAACCACCUGGAACCUCAUAAACGCAAUCCUUCUGAAAACACAACUACUAAUGAGAAUGAAGUUGCUCCUACAACUUCAGUAACGGAUCCUCUAAGCUUGACUAUACCUAAUUACGGGUCCCCCAUGACGUCCCCUAUAGAUGUGAUAACCCCAAUUAACAUUGUUUACUCAAGAGAAGGUGUGCCACCUCCCUUCAUAGUGAGAUACGAAGAGGAGGAGGAUGAGGACAAGAAGGGGAUUAAUAUUAAUGGGGACAUCAGAUACGACGAUAAAAAGGAUGACUACAAGUACCAUCAGGAGGAUGAUAUAGUGAACAAACCCCCGGAAUCAGUAAUGGAACCUUCCUUAGCCGACGACUGCAGGCGAGCACUAGGAGACUGUGACUUUCCAACCGUGGCGGAUCUUGUCGAGUCCCAGCAGCUGGUAUACGAGGUGAACCCAGUUAAGAUGCCUGUAAAGAUACCGUGCUUUACUGCUGAGGAGAGCGAGUCUCAACCUCAGUUACUGUCUCCUCAUGCGGACCUGACUUGUGAGACUCUUAGAGCUGCUUACAGAAAACGCCUGGAGAUCGUGAAGUCCCAGCCCCUGUCUCGGAACUCCCUUCCUCGUGGAUCUCAGAAGAUACAGGACAUAAUAAACAAGAAGCUCGACGAAAUGAAAGAAGAAAAGGAGAAGCUUGAACGCUGGAUUAGGGAAAUGGAAAGUUUGAGAACUGUUCAGAGUCAACCUGCAGCUGAAGAAGUAAAAGAUAAGCAGACCGUAUCGGAUAAGAUUAAAGUCUGUCGUGUCUUGAAAGACAGGAGUUUGAAGACGAGCGGAGAGCAGAAAAUGAACGAUUUAAGUCAAGACAAUAAAGAAAUACAAGAAAACGAAGGAACGGAAGGAGAUAACCUAGAUAAGGGUGACAUCCUAGAAGAGGAAGCCAUGGAUACAGAUAAUAGUCAGGAGAUCGAACUAGAUAACGAUAAGAGCCGAGCAGAUGGUACGCGCUAUAAGAAAAGACGACUAGAGGAAGAAGAAGAAGAAGAAGAGGUUGAGGAAGGUACCACAAAAAGAAGGAAGAUUGUGAACGAAUCAUCGGCUCCACAGUCAGACAUCAGCGCUCAGAUAACGAACUUGUCACGUGAUAUUCCGCAGGGUUCCCGAAACCAAUCAGAACGUCCCGUGAUAGUAGUAGGUAAACACAUCAACCAUCCUGGUGUUGUGAAAAUGGAGAGGAAAAGUGAUUCCAGUUCUGGAGUGUCGGAUGCAAUGGAACACUUCCCCAAUCCCGCUGAUAAAACUAUUAAAACACCUCGACAAAAAGAGGAGAUGUGUGAAGAGUCUGCUGAAACACCUCGACAAAAAGAGGAGAUGUGUGAAGAGUCUGCUGAAACAAUGAGGCGGGGGAAGAGAAUUAUGGAAAUAAAGCAGGAGGCCAAACUUGCUAAGUGGUUUUCCGACACGGAACUUUCAGGCAUCCCAGUUACGUUCAGCAUGCUACGAAACAUGGCUAAAGGGUGGGCACCUCACCUUUCCUCCGACCAACUUCUAUUCGAGUUCCUCUCUCGAUUCCAACUCAACUUCCGGCCUUCCUCCGGUCGAUGAACAGAGACUGGACCAAAUACCAAUUUCCGUUUCUGAAUUCUGAUGAAGUAUCUUGCAUCCGCUGUCGGGAUUAUUGCCCCACAAUAACAGUCGG